This is a messenger RNA of Gopherus evgoodei (Goodes thornscrub tortoise), 6792 nucleotides long. RefSeq names its product protein phosphatase 1 regulatory subunit 26 (gene PPP1R26). The record is from RefSeq and is a predicted model, not a curated record. Gene Ontology annotation, molecular function: protein phosphatase inhibitor activity. Gene Ontology annotation, biological process: negative regulation of phosphatase activity. The transcript has 6 exons. Bases 247 to 4236 code for a protein of 1329 amino acids. Lineage: Eukaryota; Metazoa; Chordata; Testudines; Testudinidae.
CCACGCCGCGCCCGCUCCCCCAGCGCCCCCACCCCGGGGCCCGGCGGCAGGGGCAUCUCCUUCAGGAAGGCAAAACUCAGUGUGCCUGGUCAUUCUUGGGCAUUGAAGGUACGGUGGCACUGUUUGCGGACCAUCUACUUUGCAGUGAUUGGACUCUUCAGCUGCUGUUAAAUCCUUUUGCCGAGGAUGGAUGAGAGACCAACCUAAAAAACAGUUCUUUUGCGGACUUCUUCAUUGCCUGCUAGAAUGUUUCUUAUGAAUGCCUCUCCUUUGAUAGCUCUGAAGACAAAAUGGGAAUCUUUUGGACAAUCAAGGAGUUGUAGAUACCCUGUUUGCUUCUCUGAAUCUGAAGAGGAUGUUACUAGAGCAUCUGUAAGUGCAAAAGUUCAGAUGAUCAUAAACAACCUGCAAAGUCAAGAGUCUUCCCUGGAUAUGAACAAUGAUUAUGAUUGUAUUACACAGAAAAAACGAAAGGGAGAAAAAAAGAGUAACAGACUUACAUCUAGUACCCGGGUGCUACAACAGCACACCUAUUCCAAGUGUGGUUGCCCUGCUGAUUCUGAUGGCACAGAAGUGGAAGACAGUUCAGAGUUUGGGACCCUCCUGUUGGAUUCUGAUAGUGAUGAUUCUGUUGAUCGAGACAUAGAGGAAGCCAUUCAAGAGUACUUGAAAAAGAAAAGCAAGAGUAUCCAGCCAUUGCCAAGCAAUGCAGAGUGUUCAGAUAGAACAGAUGUAGACAAGAGGGUCAAAAGGGAACUCUCACAGAAUAAGGUGACUAGUAAUCUACUCCCUAUGAAAUUUAAAGCUGAAAUGGUGACUGAAGGCUUCAUUUCUGACCAUGUGGGAAUUUGUGAAAAGCUACGGUCAGCUUCACCUCUGAGCAUCAGUAGUGAUGACUCUUUUGAACAGAGCAUACAUGCUGAAAUUGUACAGUUCUUGAAUGAAAAGAAACAGCAAGAAACUAAUAAGUGUGUAAUUGUGGAGGAUAAAAACCUGGAACAGAAAGAAACUCAAGUGAAAUCUAUGUUUAAAUAUAACAAAGAAUCAGCUAACAAAGCAAAUCGCAGUACUUUAAAGCAAGGAUGCAAAGCACUUCUCUUAAGGCACCAGCCCAAACUGAGGAAGACCAAUGUACAAUCUAAAUGUUUGAAGUCUAAAAUCAGUGAAGAGCCUAGUGACUUCAAUAAAGCGACCCAGACACAUUUUAAAAUGACUGCUACUAGCCAGCCCUGGGUUGUCGAACAAAAUAAAGAAGGUGAAGGCAAGAGACAUUUCUUCAAAACCGAAGGAGAACAAAUAAUUGAAAGCACUCACUUAUCUGAUUCAAGUAGUGAUGAUGGUAUCGAAGAAGCCAUUCAGCUUUAUCAGCUGGAGAAAAUCAAGAAAGAGGUAAAUCCUACAACAGACUUCCAAAAAGGUGUAGCAGACAUUUCUGCAAGCCUAACAAUUAGCUCAACAAAAUGUGCAUCGGCAGAAGACCAUAAAAAAUCCUUAAGCAGCAAAAGGAGGGAGAUGAGUACAAAAUCCACACAAUUUAAAGGCACUGGCAAUGAAUUUAACAAACUGUUUAAGCCUUUGAAAAAAGCCAGAAGUUGUGCAUCUCCGGUAAACAAAAUUGCCAAAUGCAAGCUCACGUUGCAGGCUUCUUGCCGAGCCGACACAUCCACAGAACUGAUGUGUGCGGAAGCCAUCCUUGACAUUUCCAAAACAAUCAUGCCACCCCAAAUGGGAUGCGAGGGCAAAUCAUUUGCAGCAAACCCUUUCUUCUACCCCCAAAGCUUGCCUUCCUCCCACUGCGAAAGCGACAGCAGCCCUGUGGACAGCGAUGAUAGCAUAGAGCAAGAAAUCAGGGCUUUUUUGGCUCUCAAGGCACAGUCAGAAAAUCUUGUAACAAAACCUGGUAAUUUGUCCCACUCUGUCCAAAGGCCCUUGUCUUCUGAGCGUAACAGUGUGACUGGUGGCCUGGAACCUUCCCUCCCCAAAACACUGAAUCUAUCAUUGAGUCGUAAGAGGAGACUUAAAGGAGAAAGCAAAGUAGCAAAACAGAGCAUAGACAAUAAAACAGAAGGGCUGGAGAUGGGGUGUACCCAUGCGGGUUAUGGUAAUAGCGCCAAAAUGCUAGUUUUGCAAGAUGGGAGUGGCCUGAGCUGUCAUAGAAAAGCCUGUGAAGCUGGAAGGUCUGGUAACAAAGAAACAAGUCAGCAGCUGAUCUCUGCAGAAUUCACUGGGCUUGUUGACAAGCAUGUUGCUUUAGACUUUGCAAACAGCUUGAUGCAGGUUCAGGGUAACACAAGAGAACUGAUAAAAAAUACAGUCCAGGCUCAAGAGAGAGAUGGUACAGAUGACAAGAGCAGUUCUCUGGACAGCGAUGAAGAUCUUGAUAGCGCUAUCAAAGACCUCUUAAGGUCCAAGAGGAAACUAAAGAAAAAGUCCAAAGACCAAAAAAUCCAAUGCAAGAAGAAAGUCAGAUUUGGUGACACAGAAACCCAGCUUUUGGAUGAACUCAGUAGCCUCCAGCGAAAGGACUGGAAAUGCAAAAGUCCUAUUCUGCUAAAAAGCUGCCUUUCAAAAUCACGUAAAGAUACUAAGGAAAAUGCAGUUAGAAGCCCCCAGAACAAUGUAAAUGGCAGGCUCUCAAAAGGAAGAUCAGAAAGCAUAAAGGACUUACCGUUUGCGUUGCAGUUUAAAAAAGAAUGUAAACCUAAACCAGUUUGCAACAAGAAUAACUUGGAGGCAGCUAAAAAUAAAAGAUGUUCUUUGACUGCUACUUCAGCAACAGAUGACAGCAGCUCUGUGGAUAGCGAUGACAGCAUUGAACAAGAAAUUAGGAAAUUUUUGGCAGAAAAGGCUAAAGACUCUGCAAACAGUAUGGAAAUACGGAGGGAUAACUUAAGUGCUGACUCAUUGAGAGUUACCAAACCACGUGCAAACAAAGGAAAAACAAAGCAUCAGCUAAUCGAAAAUGAGACUAACAUGUUAUCGGGUCAGAGUAAAAAAACUAAAAAGGUACCUCAGCAAACAGAUGAAAUGAAAAGCUCUCAGAGAACUGUAGGAGAAAGUGCAAUAAUGCAUGAUGGUGAGAAAAGUGCGUCCCAUGCAGAGAAUGUGUUCCUCCAUACUACUCUGGAGUUGAAGGCUGAGCAAGGGACAGUAUGGACUAAAGGUUUAGCUGCUGGUGCUUUGUCUGUAAAAGGAAAUCCAUUAAGUAAAAAGAGUACUAUAGAGCCUAAGCAGAAAAGCCUUUCAUCUACACACAGCAAAGGUGAUGGGUGUAAAUUGCAAAAUUACUUUAAUGCUAAGUCUAAUUCCAAAAGAAAUAGCACCUUUCAGUUAAAAAUUUCAAGCAAAUUUAUAGCUGGUCUAAAGUAUGCUCGUGAUAGAAAGAAAUCUGUGCUUUUAAACAAAAGGCAAAAUGUAGAACUUCCACUUCCCCAUAGCAGCACAUUAAGGACUGAGGUAACUCUCCCGAAUAUUUGUGCACUUGAACAAAAAAGUGGAGCCUUGGUGCAGAAUGGGGACCUUGGUGGAGAGGGAAAGACAGGAAUAAAAGAAGCAAAUUUUACUCAGAGCCUCAUAGUAGAGGAGACAGGUCUCCAUAUAGCAGAAACCUGUGAAAAACUGGAGGCUGCUCCUUUGCAUGUUAAAACUGAAGCAGAUGAUUACAGAAAGGAUAACACUUUGGGAGACAAACAUAUGUAUUGCAGCUCAGAUUCAAAUCCAGAUCCCCAAUUGCAGAAACCCAACAUGGCAGCAGUAAGCGUUAGCGUAGGAACAUGUAUUUUUGAGAGCCAAAACACAUCGAUUAAGGAAGAGGAAGGAGAGAGCCAGCAAGACAGCAGCAGGCAGGAAGAAAUUAAUGUACCCAACUCUAGUUUGGAAGGGAAAAUGUUAGCCGAGCAAAGUAGGGAAGCUGAUCGUAAAGAGGACCAUGUUCAGGAAACUUUAGACAGAAGUUCGACAGAGUUUAGUGACAUAGCUGUACAGACAUGCACAAGUUCCCUGGUGAAAAGCGAGGUGUCAGAUUUUUCUUUAAGAACCUCUAUUGAUCCUGGAUUGACAAUACAACCUUACAUAACUUUAUCUCCAGCACAGAUAUGUAAAAAUCUUACUUUAAAAAUCCAGAAUGGAAGGAGAGAAUUCCAGAAAGUGUGCUGCAUGUUUGAAGGCAAAAAGAAAGAAAAAAGAAAAGAAAAGAAGCCCGAUUUGUUUCUCAGGGUUGAAAAGCAAUGGAAAUAACAAAAUAAUGCAAAGAAUUGGAAACAACGGAGGAAAUGAAGACAUGCCCUGAAGUCCUAGAAGAGAAGUGGUAAAUGAGAAAGCAGAAGGCUGAUUUUUUUUCUAAAUUACUUUGUUUUUUCUGUGGAAACCAUAUGAUAGAUAUUGAAAAUAUAAAGCCUUUGGGUGAAUUUCAGCCCUUGCUUUAUUAUAUUUGUUCAACUCCGUUGACAGGUUAUAAAUGAAGGCAGAAUUCUGCCAGGAAUUUCUGUAUUUGAGAUCACCAAAUAUUGUGUGGUGUAAUAGUGAAACUACACCAUGGACCUCCUUCAAAAGUCUUGGGGAACUACAAUAGGUUUUAGAUCAGGCACCAUAUAUUUGUAUUUGUUUGUUCUAUAUUCAUGCCUUUAUUAGACUUACUAUUCAGUUUCAUAUUUCAUUGCUGAGCUUGUUAACUAGUAACAAAAGUAACCUUGCCUUGCUUGUAUUUUUUAAAACUUUCCCUGUUAUGCUUGACCAGUUCAGUUUUAUAGAACAGUAUAAAAAUGAUUCAUGUCAGAGUGAAGUUUUCUUAAGAAAAUGUUAUGAAAAAUAUAGGUUGCAGUAUUACCUGGACACAUCUCAUCUAAUAUACCAAAUAUUAUUUUCAGCCAGCUGCUGAAAAAUGUUCAUAGCUUUUUGUUAUAUAUUACCAGUGUGUUGCACUGUUAAACUAGGAUAGUGUCUCCUCCACAAACAAAGUUCUUGAGAACUAUACGUGGAAAUACAUUGCACGGUUAGAACUGCAAUGGAGUGUGAUUUAUAUAAAAUUGCACAGUUUCAUCGGUUGUAUAACUGCAUUUGUUGCAAUAAAACUUUAGAAAAUAUUUCUCUGGGAUUCAUUGCCCUUGUUUGAAUAAUUCAUUAAGAAAUUAUAGUCUUGAGACAGGAAUGAAUAACAAAUGUUCUACAACAAAUCAGUUAACAAUACUAUUUAAAGGGUUAAUAUCUUUGGGAAAACAUGGAUCUUGAGAUAUCUAGUCAGAUUCUAAGCAACAUAGAAACAAAGAUUCAAAAACUUCAUUCAUCCUUUAGUACCAUGCAGUAUGAGCCAAGAGUUGAAAGGAUCACUUGUGAUUGAAGAAAAGCUAAGUAUAUGUAUAUCUUUGUUGUAAGCUAUGUUGACUGAACUAUCACUUAAUUAUAAGUAACUAUAUGUUGACUGGAAGGGGUUCAGCAAGGAUUUCUACCUGAACAUCAUUUAAUCAUAUUAAAUGUGUGUUAAUGGAUGUCUUUUUUUCUAAUAAAAGUUUAUUCUUGAAAUUCUAUAGUGAUUUUUUCUAGUUCCAGGGUGAAACAUGAUUGUGUUUCCUAGACAGAAGCUAUUGAAACUGUUUACAAUGAAAUUUCUUUAAAAAUUUUGGAUCUCCAAACGUAGAUUUGAGGGUUUAGCUACUUGACAGUCUCUCUUGAACAAAUUUCCCAGAUGACACCUUUUCUCAGCUUUAUGAACACAAUUCCACCUUAAAACUCUUAAUUUUGUAGUUGCUUUGUCAGAUCCUCAUAGGAAGUGUCCUGUUAUCAAGCAAGGUAAUUUUUUUUUCCUGCAGUGGGAAAAACAUAGUUUAACAGGACAAGAUUUGACUUUGAAGGUUAAUGUGUUGGAGCAUUUUUGUUAAUUUGCUACCACUUACUGCACUGUAGGAAUUAUUUUACGGACAAUUUAUGUACUUCUGUUCUUCUAUGCGGUAUCAGCUCAAGUUAUUGGUACCAUUUAAACUACUGUUUCUUGCAGUAGACAAGAAUCCAUGUCACAGAAGUCACCAUUGUAACUGGUACAGAUUGUGUUCAAGAAAUAUGUCUGUUCUAUAGUUAGGAAAAAAACUGAUGAUUAUUCAUAUCAGAUGAUGAUGAUGAUAUAUUUCUACUCCAGCAGUAACUAAAUAUGUUAAACAGCAGCUACUAACGUUAGACAUUUAUAAAUCAGUAGGUUCAGAUGACUUGCAUCCAAGAAUUUUGAAAGAGCUGGCCAACAAGCUCUGUGGACCUUUAACGUUGAUUGUCAGUAAGUCUUGGAACACAGGGGAAGUUCCAGAAAAGUGAAAGAAAGCUAGUGUUGUGCCAGUAUUUAAAAAGAGUAAUGGUAUGACCUAGGUAAUUACAGGUCUGCCAAUCUGACAUUGAACCCAGGAAACAUAAUACCGAUAUAAGACUCGAUUAAUAACAAAUUAAAGGAGGGAUUAAUAAAAAAUUAAAGUAGGGUAAUAUCAAUGCAAAUCAACCUAGAUUUGUGGAAAACUAAUUUGAUAUUUGAUGAGACUGUAAGUUUGGUUGAUAAAGGUAACAGUAUUGAUGUAAUAUACCUAGACUUCUGUGAGGUGCUUGACUUGAUAACAGAUGGUAUUUUGAUUUAAAAAACAAGAAUGAUAUAAAAUUAACAUGGAACACAUUACAUGGAUUAAAAUCUGGCUAACAGGUAAGUCUCAAAAUGUAAUUGUAAAUGAGGAAAUCAUAAUUGAACGGUGUGCAUUUCUAGUAGUCCCUGGCAGGGAUUGGUUCUUGCCCCAGUAGUUUUUAAUAUUUUUGCAGAUGACCUGG